Homo sapiens (human) is the source of this 2217-nucleotide messenger RNA. RefSeq lists its product as uncharacterized. Bases 1 to 795 code for a protein of 264 amino acids. Lineage: Eukaryota; Metazoa; Chordata; Mammalia; Primates; Hominidae. The record is from RefSeq and is a predicted model, not a curated record. The transcript is spliced from 3 exons.
AUGAGGCCUCACCCUUUGACACAGCAAGAUGAGCCCCAGGAACGGGAGGUGGGAGAAGGCAGCCUAGCCAGCCUCUACAUCCAGAGGCCCACACCCCCAGCCUUGCCAUAUGCAAUCAGGAGAGUGGGGAGAAGCCAGUCGCUGGGUCCAGGAAGCAGAAGGGAGGGUGCUGAGGGCACCUGCUGUGGGUGCUUCCUUGGGGUAGAAACGAGACCAGAAGCCCCUAGGGAUGAGAGCCUGGCCACGGCAGGGACCCUGGAAUACAGAUGGAUCCCACAUGCAGAGCGCGUCCCCGGGAGACCCCAGACCUGGACGGUCAGCAAGGCCUGGGCUCCUGCUCCCGGAAACUGCCCGGUGUGGGGGCCAGAGGGUGACCCCACAGCACUGUGGCCCAGAACACGCGAAGGCAAGCUUCACCCGACUCGGACCACUGCUACCGACCGUGGCCAGCCCACAUCACUGGAGCCCGGGCUCUUUCCCCCGACUGGGGGCAUUGCCGGGGUGUGUGCUGGGGUGCGCCCCCGUCCCCCACAGGACCUGGCCGUCCACUCCACUCACCAAGGGCAGCUCCAGCCACCCCCUGCAAGCUCUGCUGGACCCUCCCGCUCCCUCACCCAUUGCUGUAACCUUCCCGCCACCCUUGGUGCCAACCCUACACCUGGGAGCCACAAACGCCUCUUGGAUCCCAAGCCUCCAGGCAGGGUGGUUCUGAGCGGGGUAGCAUCUCCCAAGCCCUGGCCAGCCCCGAACCCCCUGCACCACCCCAGCAGGGCCCGGGGAGCUGUGGUGCUCUGAAUUCUGAGUGGCCGAUGGCGCAUCAUGCCGGUGAGAGGUAAUAAUCACUGCCUGACUCAGACACGCAGACUGCUGGGCUGUCAUGCCUAUUUCAGGAAAAUUAAUUAUACCCCAUGCCGAGAGGGAACUCGCCCAUUUAACGUCUUCAACGCACCUGCCCAGAAUGCCAUGGCACAGCCUGCCUGCACCCCUGGGCAUGGGAAAGGGUGGGCAGAGCCCCCAGUUUCUCCAGGUGUCAGGCGGGCUUGCAGGGUGGUGGCCAGCAGGGCUCCAGGCCCUUCUAGCCAGGCCCGACCCCGUCACCACUGAUACUGGAAACUGCAACCUUUGCCCAGGGAGUCCCCUUUGAAAGCCAAGCCUUUGAUCCAGCUGAGUGCCAGAAAAGGCCUUGGGCCGGCCCUGGGGCUGGCCCGAGGACCUGGCUCAGGGACCUGGCUGGCCCUACUGUGGCAUUAGAAAGCUCCGCACCAGUAAGCCGACCGUUGCCCACAUGGGAAGGCUGCCCUAUGCCCUCUGGACAGUUGGCCCUGCUGGCAAGCCCGUUUCCUUCUCCUACUUGCUCUAUGGGGCCUGCUAAGAUGGACAGCAGGCACGUCCAGGACCAGGGGCUGGGAGCUGGGCUUAGCUGCCCUGGGCUGAAAUUCAGCCCAGGCCUCUGGGCCCCGAGCUUUACCUUUCCCUGGCAAGAGUUGAUGUACACGUUGGCGUAACCAGGCUGCACACAUCCCAGGACAAGCUUCCCAACUGUGACUAGCCAUGGCUCACGUUUGCCUGGGUUCCCCCACCAGGCUCGCCCCAGGCCUGCCCUUGCUAUGUCCUCAGACACCCGGGGGCAGGCACAGCUGUCACCCUCCUGGCAGCUGGAAAAGAAGGGCUUGAGCAGUUCUACAGCUCAGCGAGGCUGCAGGGCUUUGCAGGGAAGAGCCGCCAGGUGCCAGACGUCACGCGUGGCAAGGCAAAUCCUACAGCCGGAACUGGCUGGCUCCGGUGCAGGCUUGGGACUUGUAGGCACACAGAUCCACCCCGUCCUAGAGAAGCUGUCAUUGCCACAUCUACCAAUUGAGGCUGUUGCAUUUGUUAGUAGUUUUCAAAUGUGUUUUGUCAUUGUUAUCAUAAAAAUAAAUUUUAUAAGAACACCAUUCCACCAAACACAGUAAGAGUGAUGGUUUCAGGCAAGCCCACAGCCUCCCUAAUGCUUGCUGUGGCCCGGCGUCUACCAUCUGACCACGAAGACGUGGACAGAGGCGUGUGCACCCCAUCCCCUUCCCACGUAGAGAUACAAUGGGUAAUUAACGCACAGUUGACCCAGGAGAUGACAUGAAAAGAGGACAUUCCCAGGAACAAAGAGGAGACCAGACAAACCAACUGGACACAGAGCAAGAAACACAGGCAUGUCAUUCACUACACUCAAUACUACAUGGG